CCCUCCCCACCUCCUCCCUCCCUCCCCCCUCCCCCUCCCCCUCCUCCCUCCCCUCCCCACCUCUCUCCCUCCCCCUCCCCACCCUCUCUCCCUCCCCCUCCCCCCUCCCCACCUCUCUCCCUCCCCCUCCCCCUCCCCCACCCUCUCCCUCCCCCUCCCCCUCCCCACCCUCUCCCUCCCCUCCCCCCUCCCCCCCUCUCUCCCUCCCCCCUCCCCCCUCCUCCCCCUCCCCCUCCCCACCCUCUCCCUCCCUCUCCCUCCCUCCCCACCUCUCUCCCUCCCCCCCCCACCUCUCUCCCUCCCCCUCCCCUCCCUCCCUCCCCCCCCCCCCUCCCCACCUCUCUCCCUCCCCCUCCCCACCUCUCUCCCUCCCUCCCCCCCUCCCCCUCCCCACCUCUCUCCCUCCCCUCCCCCCCUCUCUCCCCCCCUCCCCCCCCUCCCUCCCCCCCCCCUCCCUCCCCCCCCCCUCCCUCCCUCCCCUCCCCCUCCCCACCUCCCCCUCCCCCUCCCCACCCCCCCCCCCCCUCCCCACCCUCUCCCCACCCCUCCCCUCCCCUCCUCUCCCCCCCCCCCCCCUCCCCCUCCCCACCUCUCCCUCCCCCUCCCCACCCCCCCUCCCCCUCCCCCUCCCCACCCCCUCCCCCCUCCCCACCUCUCUCCCUCCCCCCCCCCCUCCCCUCCCUCCCUCCCCCUCCCUCUCCCCACCUCUCUCCCCCUCCCCACCUCUCUCCCUCCCCCUCCCCACCUCCUCCCUCCCCUCUCCCUCCCCACCCUCCUCCCCCCUCCCCACCCUCUCCCUCCCCUCCCUCUCCCUCCCCCUCCCCCUCCCCACCUCUCUCCCUCCCCCCCCCCCUCCCCACCUCUCUCCCUCCCCCUCCCCCACCUCUCUCCCUCCCCUCCCCACCUCUCUCCCUCCCCCCCCCCCCCUCCCCCCCUCCUCUCCCUCCCCCUCCCCCUCCCCCCUCUCUCCCUCCCUCCCUCCCCUCCCCACCUCUCUCCCUCCCCCCUCCCCCCUCCCCACCUCCCCCACCUCUCUCCCUCCCCCCUCCCCCUCCCCCACCCUCUCCCUCCCCUCCCCCCCCCCCUCCCGCUGAAGUCUGUGCUGAGAGUAGCGACCAGAAUGGAGAGGGCUACAACUCAACAACAGACAACAGAGAAGUGAAAGACUACAACUCAACAACACACAACAGAGAUGCUCCAGCCACACACAUAAACCACCUACAGGACGUCCCAGGGAGGACCACCGAGGAAGAGGAGAAGAGGAGGAGAGACGAAGAUGAGGAUCUAGAGUUCCCUCAUGACUUCCUGCCCAGUAUAGACCUCAGCCUUGAACUCCUUUGGGGAACUUCACUUGGCUCCAACCCCACCCCCAGCUUCAACCCCAUACCCAACCCCAACCUCAGCUCCAACCCCAUACCCAACCCCAACCCCAGCUCUAUCCCCUACCCCAGCCCCAACCCCUACCCCCUACCCCAAACCCAACCCCUACCCAGCUCCAACCCCAGCCCCAACCUCAGCACCUAA
Messenger RNA from Oncorhynchus gorbuscha (pink salmon), 1524 nucleotides. Its product is annotated as basic proline-rich protein-like. The annotation marks the transcript as partial. The record is from RefSeq and is a predicted model, not a curated record. The transcript has 9 exons. NCBI's taxonomy places the organism in Eukaryota, Metazoa, Chordata, Actinopteri, Salmoniformes, Salmonidae.